Messenger RNA from Penicillium roqueforti, 1878 nucleotides. Its product is annotated as DUF4246 domain-containing protein. The coding region runs from base 1 to 1878 and encodes 625 amino acids. The transcript is spliced from 4 exons. The record is from RefSeq and is a predicted model, not a curated record. NCBI's taxonomy places the organism in Eukaryota, Fungi, Ascomycota, Eurotiomycetes, Eurotiales, Aspergillaceae.
AUGUUCCAACACCAAUCCCACCAGCCGAGCUACCUCAACACCAUGGCGGAGAAAGACACCCGUUUCGCUCUUCCGGGAUUCAACAGGCCGCUAGACUUUGCUCCGACGGAGAAAAACAUCUAUGGUAUCGAGAGUCGGAGUAUGUUUCCAUCUGCGCUGGAUGAUAGAGAUAUCCAAGCAGGAUACGUGGACCUACCCGUCUUGACCCUCCGCGAGAUGCAUAUGGUAGAGUUCAUGGAGCAACUGACCGAUAUUCAUGAGUGGUGGAAAAAGAUCUUUGAUCCCGCCACACAAGAGGAGUGGAAGAAGGCGGCCUUAAACAGUGGCAAAGACCUUACGCUCAACAUGGUUGAAUGGAUUAUUGACGAGCUUCAAUUCAAAGCCAUGAUCUACGAGACCACAGAUGUAGUCGCCCUUUACAACGGCGAUGUCACCAAGUCCGACACAAAUCUGCCUGAUUCACUCUAUAGUGAAAUGCAAUCCCAGUUCGAGGUCCUAGAGUACGAUUUGGAAGAAAUGAAGUACUACCAUCCAGGACAUCUAAGCCAACAGCGUGACCUCAUUUCCAUGGCAUUGUAUCCGCUCAUUUACGGCAGCUCCCGUAUUCUUACCGACAGGGUUAUUGGGGUCGAGGACUGCCUCAAGUUUGCCGGCAAGGGUGAAGUGAUCCCAAUUCCAAAAGAUACCGGAAUAACUAGAGAAGACAUUGCCUGGCGCGUCUUGGCCCGGGCAGACAUCAAGGUUCGGCCCUACAGCCGGAAAUACCAGCUUCUCCCUUCAGACUGGUCACUCGGUGAUGAUGGACAAUGGCACAUAGCCACAUACAUCAACAAUCUGCAUCCAAUAAAACACCGGGGCCUCUACAAUCUCUUCGAGCGGAUUUUCAAUUGUCUCGUUCCGCAGUGGAACGCAACUUUGACUCCCCUCAAGGACAUGCUCCAUUCCCGUGCCCGAAUGGAGUACCACAAGGCGGAAUAUUACCCAGUCCCAGCGGAAAUAGCUGCCCAGGCACCUACGAUUCAACCAAAAGAGGCGCAGAGUGAGUUUGACGAGCGCAUGGAGAAGUGGAGAAUGCAGAACUGCCGUGCCAUCCAACCCGACGCAGGCAAGUUCAUUCCCUGGGCAGUACCACCCUGGUUGAUGGACAAAUUGCCCGAGGACCUGCCCAGUCCCGUUCGGAUUGAACGCGGUGUCGAUAUCAACCGGGACUACAAGGACCAUGGACUGCAGGUGAUCACACGUGUGUUGGGCAUUGAUCUAACUCCGGAGAAUCCGACUUUCAAGACAGACUGGCACGUCGAGGGCUCGAUGAACGAGCACAUCUGCGCCGCAGCAUUCGUACCAUACGAGCACGACAACAUAAAGGACCCGUCCAUGCAAUUCCGCAACAUGGCAGAGUCCGACACGCUCACAGAAAUCGAGCACGAGCCAAACGACUUUAUCUGGCUGAAACAAGUCUACGGUUUGGAAAACGGCGAGCCGGCCAUCCAAUACCCAGGCUCGAUCUGCGCCAACGUAGGUCGAGUGGUCAUGUACCCGAGCAAUGUAGAACACAGAUUCACGAACUUCGAAUUGAAGGACAAGACUAAGCCCGGGCGGACGCGCGCCGUGGUGUUUUUCCUUGUCGAUCCUAAUAUGCGUAUCAUCUCCACGGCCAAUAUCCCGCCGCAGCGUGUGGAUUGGACUAAGGAAUUUCCGGCUGGGGCAGAUGUCAAGGAAGGUUUGAAAGAUCUGGCGCUUGAUAAUAGAAAAAACAAGGGAGAUAUGCCUAUGAAUCUGGACGAGGCUUUGGAAACGAGAGUCAACGUGUUGGACGAGCUCGAGCAGUUUACUCGCUAUCAGCAUGUGGCUUUUGAGUCAAAUGUUCUGAUGCUCUAA